UAAGAGAUAACCAAGCAAAUUUGUACAGAAAUAAACGGGUGACCAAUGACAAACGUGACGUACUCUCGGUAGUAAAAGGCCGAGAAAUAACUUAAAUAUGAAGAAUGCGAUCCCAUCGUAGAAGCGUACAGAUAGUGCACAGUGAUAUAACAAUAAAGAAAACAACUAGCAAGUCGACAACACACAAAAAUUUAUCGGCUCGGAUUCACGGUGAUGAAGUUGCUUAGCGGCAGCCACCGGGAGCGGAGCACAGAGCGAGAAAUCCGUGUGCUCGAGGUUCUGCUUUAGUUGGGGACUGGCAACCUUGUAUACACAGAGUUAUUCGAACACUGUUUCUAAGUUAAGUUUUGGAGAAAAUAGCUUGUAAGGCGAAACACGAUAAGGCUACGGACGUUGUUGAAUUCACUGAUUGCGUGUGCUAAUACAGCCGGGUCCGGAUCGAAUUCGGUGAGAACGAGAGAGGUGUACAUCACACGCAUGUAUCGAUUCAGGAUUUCUAGGGUUUCUUGGAGUGCGACAGGGAUGCGUUCAUACCCGCAUGCAGCUAUAAGUGGUGCAGGUUAUGCUGAUCUUCCUCCAUGGGAUUUGUACAUGUCUCUUUUUGCUUCAUACUUUCCUUGUCGUUUAGGCGUUCUUCAUUUUACGUAAUAAGACAACAGUUCCCGCUUGUCAUCGUGCUAACUCGCUCUAGUAUCCUUCAUUCAGUUCACUGAAGGGAUAAUUUCAUCGAUACCAGGCCCAUGAACAAGUAAUUUCUAACGGUCAUCAAGCUUCAGGAACCAAUAAAGCUGGUUAGUGGACUGUAAUGUGGGGCCCAGUCUCAGGAAUAUUAGCCACCAUUCAACAUUGAUCCACUAUCGAUCGACGUACCAUUUGAACCCUCGGCCAAUUUCUAAUACUCCGUCAGAAUCUAACCCAGCCCUUUGUUGUCUAACCUUUACUACGAUCAUGGAAGAAGAACAUCCUGCAUUAUGUCCACAGUGGGAAUCUACGCUUGGCUUGAGAUACCUGAAUCUCAAACGAAACACCUGUCAAUGUAUUGUACUUAUCUAUUACAACCUGGAUCAAGUGGCAUUUGGCAAGUUCCGAAAUACCUUCAUUGCAAACAACCCCAUUUUACGAGCAUAUGGUAAUGGGGAAUUCUUGGGUUUGGCCAAAGAAAUUUGUUGCGUGGAAGGUGUUUUUCCCAAAAAUCAGAAUAUUGGACUUCUGCUGUUCGAUCAUGUGGACGAGGCCUCAAAAUGCAUAGAUUCCAAACCUGAACUGCGUGAACCCCAUCACUACGGUGGACACGAUUUGUUUAUAGUACCUUUGUGCAGUCCGGCUCAAUCUUGGCCCGGCUACCGAUUCAUCCAACUGGAUAUUUAUGAGCCAAAGAAUUCCGCCGUAUUCACCAAAUACAUGAACCAAUUGGUACCUCUGAUCAUGCGUCAUGGAGGUCACGUUAUUGCGGGCACCACGCAGACCGGCCACUUUAUGGGGCUCCGCCGUCCAACUUUCCUUUUCAUUGUGCAGUGGCGUAGCCGAGAAGCAUUUUUCGCCUGCAAUGCUGAAGUCACCCCAUUGCAGCGAGAGUCAGGCGCAUCGUGUUCGUCGAGAAUCUUAUUCGAACUGGAAACGCAGAAGUUUAAUUGGUGCUGACAAAAUUUUAUGACACUUUGGAUGCAUUUGGGACCUGGGUUGAUCUUAUCGCUUCAACGAGGGCGCAUCAAAUGAUAGCGUACGACUGCGAAUUGCAGUCGGGUUCCACAUUAUUUUUUCAACUCAUUUGGAGUGUACGCACCAAUAAAAUGGUCUGACGUA
Dicrocoelium dendriticum is the source of this 1803-nucleotide messenger RNA. The record is from the annotation of a GenBank genome assembly. Lineage: Eukaryota; Metazoa; Platyhelminthes; Trematoda; Plagiorchiida; Dicrocoeliidae.